Messenger RNA from Ceratotherium simum simum (southern white rhinoceros), 3041 nucleotides. RefSeq names its product BTB domain containing 1 (gene BTBD1). The record is from RefSeq and is a predicted model, not a curated record. Gene Ontology annotation, molecular function: protein binding. Gene Ontology annotation, cellular component: P-body; cytosol. Gene Ontology annotation, biological process: neurogenesis. Lineage: Eukaryota; Metazoa; Chordata; Mammalia; Perissodactyla; Rhinocerotidae.
UUUCCGGAAGGCAGGGGGGCGGUGCCAGCCUCCGAGGCGGCUUCGGCUAUGGCGGCUGGGCCGCGGGAGCUGUCUCCCUAGCCAGGCCCUGCGCCGCCAGAGGAUGGCCUCCCUCGGGCCGGCCGCUCCGGGCGAGCAGGGCCCGGGGGCUGAGGCGGAGCCGGGCGCCGCGGGCCCGGCGUCGCCAUCGUCUCUGGGGCCCCUGCUCCCCCUGCAGCGCGAGCCGCUCUACAACUGGCAGGCGACCAAGGCGUCGCUGAAGGAGCGCUUCGCCUUCCUCUUCAACUCGGAGCUGCUGAGCGAUGUGCGCUUCGUGCUGGGCAAGGGCCGCGGCGCCGCGGCCGCCGGGGGCCCGCAGCGCAUCCCCGCCCACCGCUUCGUGCUGGCGGCCGGCAGCGCCGUCUUCGACGCCAUGUUCAACGGCGGCAUGGCCACCACGUCGACCGAGAUCGAGCUGCCCGACGUGGAGCCCGCCGCCUUCCUGGCGCUGCUGAGAUUUCUGUAUUCAGAUGAAGUCCAGAUCGGCCCCGAAACAGUUAUGACCACUCUUUAUACUGCUAAGAAAUAUGCAGUCCCAGCCUUGGAAGCACAUUGUGUGGAAUUUCUCACCAAACAUCUUAGGGCAGAUAAUGCCUUUAUGUUACUUACUCAGGCUCGAUUAUUUGAUGAACCUCAGCUUGCUAGUCUUUGUCUAGACACAAUAGACAAAAGCACAAUGGAUGCAAUAAGCGCAGAAGGGUUUACUGAUAUUGAUAUAGACACACUCUGUGCAGUUUUAGAAAGAGACACACUUAGCAUUAGAGAAAGUCGACUUUUUGGAGCUGUUGUACGAUGGGCAGAAGCAGAAUGUCAAAGACAACAAUUGCCGGUGACUUUUGGAAACAAACAGAAAGUUCUAGGAAAGGCACUGUCCUUGAUCCGGUUCCCACUGAUGACCAUUGAGGAGUUUGCAGCAGGUCCUGCUCAGUCUGGAAUUUUGUCAGAUCGUGAAGUGGUAAAUCUCUUUCUUCAUUUUACUGUCAAUCCUAAACCCCGAGUUGAAUAUAUUGAUCGACCAAGAUGCUGCCUCAGAGGGAAGGAAUGCUGCAUCAAUAGAUUCCAGCAAGUAGAGAGCCGCUGGGGUUACAGUGGAACCAGUGACCGAAUCAGGUUCACAGUUAAUAGAAGAAUCUCUAUAGUUGGAUUUGGUUUAUAUGGAUCUAUUCAUGGUCCCACGGAUUAUCAAGUGAAUAUACAGAUCAUUGAAUAUGAAAAAAAACAAACCCUGGGACAGAAUGAUACCGGAUUUAGUUGUGAUGGGACUGCUAACACAUUCAGGGUCAUGUUCAAAGAACCUAUAGAGAUCCUGCCCAACGUGUGCUACACAGCAUGUGCAACACUCAAAGGUCCAGAUUCCCACUAUGGCACAAAAGGACUGAAGAAAGUAGUGCAUGAAAUACCUACUGCUAGCAAGACUGUUUUUUUCUUUUUUAGUUCCCCUGGCAAUAAUAAUGGCACUUCAAUAGAAGAUGGACAAAUACCAGAAAUAAUAUUUUAUACAUAAUGUAGCAUUAUAACACCUCUUGGCUAAAUAGUAGCAUACAGUCUAGUCUCAAAGGCAUAAAAAACUGGCCACAAAAAGGAGUUCGAGUGUUAUGAAUAUUUAUAAUUGUAAGAUAAGAAACAUUUUAGUUUCUUAGAGGAGACAGAAAAAUGUUGAUUUAAAUCUCUGCAUGAUUUAAAGGCAGAUUUCCAUUUUCUUAUAACCUUAAUUAAGGGAAAAGAGAACUGGGUUUAAUUAUUUAAAAAACAGCUGUUUCAGCUUUAUCUUGUAUAAUUUCAUAGAUCAGCUGACUCAUGGUCUUUCAACAGUUUUAUAAUUGAAAGAUUCUUGUUAUAUAUAGCUAGUUUGUUUUUGUUUUAACUAUUUUGAAGGUUAGCUGAGAUGGGCAUAUAGGCUUAACUAUUUUGAAGGAUACAUGAGAUCAGAUGGGUCAGUUUUCCUACAGAAUUCUUAUCAACUCAAAUAACUAAUUUCAGAAAAUUAAGAAAACUGACUUUAUUUUUGCAGUUUUGAAAUAUCUGGUGGUUAGCAUUUGGAAUAGUGCUAGAAAUAGGCCUAAUAAAUGCUCGAGAAAAUUUUCAAUGCAUUUACAGAAAAGGAUAUUUUGUAAUAGUAUAGUAACGUCUUACAUAGUACAGUUUUAAACUAUAGAUGGAGUUUAUACAAAUUCACAAUAAUGUGAUAUAUAAACAAAGAUCUAAAGGUAUAGUCUAAGACUGGAUUCUUUAUCAUUAAACUGCACCACUAUAGCUGUCUAUCUGUAUGGGGGAUGCUGCCAAGAAUUCCCAAGAGUGAGAUGAUGAUGGUGACCGGGUAAACAGACAUCAGUUCAACACUGUGGUGAUAAUCUUACACAGCAAGUAACGGAAUAAAGUAUUAAAAUUUCUCACAACUGCUUUGAAAUUUUAAAGAUAUCCAACAGAAUCACUCCUGCUGAAAGGUAUACUUUCUGUCACCUACACAGUGCUAUCCAAGAAGUAAAAUAUGCUUAAUAUUCAUGACCUCACUGUUGUCCACAGCUACAGCUGUAUUGGGAGGGGAUAGGAAGUAUAUCUGACAGAAUGACAUUUAUACACUUUUUUAUAAAACAAAAUUUUAUAUAAAUAACAUUCUUUUUUUCCCUUGAAAGUGAUUAUCUUAUAAAAAACUCACGUGUAAUUAAGUUUAAGGUAUAUUAAAUAGUUGUGGAAGAUGGUUAAAAAUCACAAUUCUUUAAGUAUCAACUUAAAAAGAAUUAAUUUUUUCUAAAUAAUGGUAUUUAGGAUUUAAAUUUCUUCAUCUAAAGUAGUAUUUCAUUUUAUACUUUCAAGAAGGUAGUGAGGUGUGUUGGUGGCAGAUGUCUCUUAAAAUUGCUGAAGGAAAGGGAAAUAUUUCUAUCUCUGGUAACAUGACCUUGGGAGUAUAAACCUCAGUUAACUGGAAUAUCUAUGGAAUUUGUAGUUCUGGUUGACUAAAGAUUGACCAGCAAAUAUGCUGUAGCAACCAUUAUAGGAAAAAA